GAAUUAAGAAGUUGCUUGGAGAAAAUCAAUAUUGGUUAUUUUUUGUGCAGUUUGUUUCUUGGGGUUGGAUAACUACCAGACAAUGACAACUUAUGCAGAUAAAGGUGCAAAGCCAAUCAAAGGACAGUUCCAGAAUUUCGAUCACAUAACAUUCUGGGUUGGAAAUGCUAAACAGGCUGCAAGCUACUAUGUUACUCGACUUGGCUUUCAACCAGUCGCUUUCAAAGGUCUACAAACUGGAAGUCGACAGUUUGCAGUACAUGUUGUAAAGCAAAACCAGAUUGUGUUUGCAUUUGUCUCCUCUUAUCAACCAGACGAUUCAGUGUUUGGAGAACAUCUGAUGAAACAUGGUGAUGGAGUGAAGGACAUUGCGUUUGCUGUCAAAGAUCUCGAUGCCAUUGUUCAGGUGGCAAAAGAUAAAGGAGCAGUUGUAGUGAAAGAUAUUUGGGAAGAAUCCGACGAGAAUGGAGUUGUGAGAAUGGCAGUACUGAAAACUUUUGGGGAUACUACUCACACACUUAUUGACAGAUCGCAGUACAAAGGAGUAUUCCUACCCGGAUUCAAGGCAACUGAGGCUGAUGCCCUUGGAGAAAAACUACCGCCUGCCUAUUUGAACUUUAUCGAUCACUGUGUUGGAAAUCAACCUGACAACACCAUGGAAAAUGUAGCUGAUUGGUAUGAAAAGAUUCUAGCCUUCCAUAGAUUUUGGUCGAUUGAUGAAAAGCAGGUUUACACAGAGUACUCGGCCCUCAGAUCUGUGGUUAUGACUAAUUGGGAAGAAACUAUUAAGAUACCUAUUAACGAACCCGCUCCAGGAAAAAAGAAGAGCCAGAUUGAAGAGUAUGUGGAGUAUUAUGGAGGACCAGGCGUGCAGCACAUUGCUCUAAACACAUCUGACAUUGUAACUGCUGUGAGAAACCUUCGGUCUCGUGGUGUUGAAUUUCUUAGAACUCCAAGUCAGUACUAUGAACUGUUGAGGAAAAAUCUUGAAAGAGACAACUUCAAAAUAAAGGAAGACUUGGACAUUCUAGAGGUAAAGUGAGAUUAGUUAAUUCUUAAUAUCGGGGCACCGAGCUUCGCUUGUUAUUUUUAUUUAUUGAUAAACAGAACACAAUUAAUUCUCUAAAA
Molecule: messenger RNA, 1128 nt
Organism: Nilaparvata lugens (brown planthopper)
Lineage: Eukaryota; Metazoa; Arthropoda; Insecta; Hemiptera; Delphacidae
Product: 4-hydroxyphenylpyruvate dioxygenase
Exons: 11
Coding region: 83-1042 (319 amino acids)
Biological process (GO): L-tyrosine catabolic process
Cellular component (GO): endoplasmic reticulum membrane; Golgi membrane
Molecular function (GO): 4-hydroxyphenylpyruvate dioxygenase activity
Source: RefSeq, a predicted model, not a curated record